AUGACCUCAAGCAGUACGUGGACGACACAGAGAAGGAGCUUCUGCAGGCCAUAUCCGCGAUUUCCACCAACGUCGGUUCCCUUGGCAAGCUGGUCAACGACUCUGUCGGUGGCCUCAGCAGACAAGUGGAAGCACGCAUGUCAGGACUCGAACGCACACAACGUGAACAGAAAGACGAGAUGGCACGUAUGUCGGCAAAGAUUACCCGCCUGGAAGAAAUUCUGGGGAUCAUGCAGAAGGAGGUACCACAGGCGGUGGCGGACCCCUCAGCGAACGAGUUCGAUCGACAGCCAGACCCCACAAUUCUCGUCAUCAGGUGCAAGAGUUACUCGACCAAGGAGUCCGUCGCAGAGUCCGUGGUCAAACCUAUCAUUGAGAAGAACAGUAUUCCUCGCAGUGAAGUGCUAUUUGAAGGAGACCCAGCGGGGAAGAGGUUCGUGCUCCGCAUCGAGGGUUCUCCAGCGUAUGCUGCCCGCCGAGUGGGGCAUAUUAUCGGCAGUUUCAAGAUUAGUGCGCAAGAGUGGCAACGAUUCAGUGCGAUGGACUCACAGAACACCCCGUCGGAGGUCUUCGUUUCAGUGGACAAGUCGCAGGCCCAAGUCAAGCGCGAGAUCGUCGCACAACAGCUCAAACGGGUCCUUUCUGAACUAUUUCCGCAGCAUCACUUCCACAUCAACAAGGCGAAGGGUGAGGUUAGCCUGCAAUGGAAGCCCCUGCUCCGAGGCGUUCCAGCUCAGGGCAACGAGGUCCCGACGAUCGAGUACGCCGACGCCAACUUGCUGCACUUCAACUUCAGUCGUACUGACAUCGAGGCCAAGGUGGCGCAGAUUGUGCCUCUGUUCCACCAUAAGCAGAAGAUCAAGGACCGCAAAAUCCGCUACGUCAAGUCUCUCCUGGGACCUGGUACCAUCUUGGGGAUUCAGGAGUCUCACGGGCCAGAGGCUGAAAUCAAGGACAUGCUGUUCCACAUGCGUCGCCCGUUCCAGGCGUUCUUCUCUCUCUUUCCUGUCUCUGCUCAUCCAGCUGGCGGGGUGAUUGCCAUAUUGCCUGAUUUCAACGAGACCCACGGUGCUGCGAGGCGCCCAGUAGUCACUCCGAUUGAGCUUGUCAGGGGCCGUGCGGUGAAUGUUCGAGUUUUGUUCCCAAAUGGUGUUUGGAUUUCACAUUUCAACAUUCACAAUCACGGAUUGACGUCGGCUCAGAGAAGCCUCAUCUUAGAGACUAUCGACAAGGAUUUCAGCAAGGCCUCGGAGGACCCCCUGAAAGGCUUCAUCCUCGUUGGUGGCGACUUCAAUUUCUCGGACGAGCCCCCGAAGGCGCUAGAUGACCUCUCCCUCUCCAAGCUUGGUAUUGCCCUCUCUCAGGACCCAGAGGUGAUCCCCUCCCUGGACCCCGAUAAGCACUCAUCCCAGCCCAUCCGCUCUGGAGGCCCCUGGAAGGCCACCCUCAAGAAGCUCGUCGAAAUCGACCCUGGAGACCCGACUCAUUUCUGCGCCGCACGGGGGACUCUCGGGAAACUGGAUAGGUUAUUCGUGUCUGCACCAGGAUGGUGCAUUCUUCAGAUGUGCACGGGCGCUCGAGUCCACGGGUGCCCCGAGGUGCUUGCUAAGACAAAGAUGUCCGACCACGCUGCGAUCAGCGUGAUCCUCGCACCUCGCUCGCAGACGCGCAUUAUGUUGUCGCACCCCUUCGGCCGCAAGUUUAUCAGCCUAGAUGUUAUGCAGCAGAGCGUGAGCAUCACUGACCCGAUCAGGUUUCACGCUGAGGCGAACGAGGCCAACCUGGCAAUGUUCCACUCGGCCCAAGCAGAAGCCAGACAGCGACUUCAAAGUGAUCCUCCGUCCUUCGAGCGGGCCAAACUGGCCAAGCGCAUCAAAAGCCUUCAGGUCCGGGCCCGUCUUUGGUUUCCAUUCGACAGAAAGCUCCCGUUGCAGGGCCUCAGGACGGCCCAGGACACGGUCACCUCGAAGCCGAACGAGAUUUUGUCAGGUCUGGCUCAGCAUUGGGGUCCAGUUUUUGCGGAGGCGAAGAUCGACAAGCCUGCCGCCUUCCAGUGCGCACAGAGAUUCAAGCCAAGCAUCGACCUCUCAGGGCUGCCGCCACCAUUGGAAGCUAGUAUAGUUCGUUUCCUGGACAGAGUUUCGCCGAGCGCCCCUGGACCAGAUGGCCUCCCUUACUGGGCCUGGAAAUUCCACCCCAUGGGCCCGAGGGUUUUGAGCAGUACGUUGGACUGGAACCUGGCCGGCAACCCCCCCCUCUUCGGUUUCAACCAGAUGCUUGGCGCUUUCUUGGUCAAGGGCUCCGAGCCCGAG
Prorocentrum cordatum is the source of this 2312-nucleotide messenger RNA. Lineage: Eukaryota; Dinophyceae; Prorocentrales; Prorocentraceae. The record is from the annotation of a GenBank genome assembly.